AUGGCUUCCGCUCUCCACCACGACCAACUUCCUGCAACUACGAACUUCACCAUGGAUUCCUCACAGUCGGAAUAUGUGACUCUGGUGUCCUGUGAUGGGUUUGAAUUUAUUCUUCCCCGCAGCACAGCUUGUGUUUCCGGCACUAUCCGCCGCAUGCUGCACCCCUCCAGCAAAUUCUCCGAGGGAAUCUCUGGCCGAUGUGUGCUGGAUGAUAUGACUGGUGUCGUCCUCGAAAAAGUCUGCGAAUACUUUUGCUACAAUGAUAAGCACAAGGACCAGACUAACGUUCCGGACAUGGAUAUCCCGCCUGAAUUGUGCCUGGAGCUGUUGAUGGCUGCUGAUUACUUGGAUACUUGA
Molecule: messenger RNA, 357 nt
Organism: Penicillium canescens
Lineage: Eukaryota; Fungi; Ascomycota; Eurotiomycetes; Eurotiales; Aspergillaceae
Product: elongin C
Exons: 3
Coding region: 1-357 (118 amino acids)
Biological process (GO): ubiquitin-dependent protein catabolic process
Cellular component (GO): elongin complex
Molecular function (GO): protein-macromolecule adaptor activity
Source: RefSeq, a predicted model, not a curated record